Molecule: messenger RNA, 2241 nt
Organism: Neopsephotus bourkii (Bourke's parrot)
Lineage: Eukaryota; Metazoa; Chordata; Aves; Psittaciformes; Psittacidae
Product: zinc finger protein 777-like
Exons: 5
Coding region: 83-1786 (567 amino acids)
Biological process (GO): regulation of transcription by RNA polymerase II
Molecular function (GO): RNA polymerase II cis-regulatory region sequence-specific DNA binding; DNA-binding transcription factor activity, RNA polymerase II-specific
Source: RefSeq, a predicted model, not a curated record
GUGUGGGCCGGGCGAGGGGCGGUGCUGCGAGCGGGCCGCUAGGGGGCGCUGUGGCGCGGCGUCGGCUGCAGUGCGUGCGGCCAUGUCCCGUUGGGGCCCCGCUCAGCAGGAGCCCGAGUGGGGGCCCGAGGCCUGGCAGCAGCUCCCGAACGCGGGCCCCGAGGGGGCGAAGCCGUCGGCGGUGCCCGAGGUGUCGCUGUGGACGGUGGUGGCGGCGGUGCAGGCGGUGGAGCGGAAGGUGGAGUCGCAGGCGCUGAGGCUGCUGAGCCUGGAGGGCAGAGCAGAGACAGCCGAGCAGAAGGUGACCGGGCUGGAGAAGGCGGUGCUGGACUUCGGCAGCCGGCUGGAGCGCCGCUGGGCCGCCCUGGCCACCCUGCUGCAGGAGAGCUCCCGCCGCCUCGACCACGUUGAGCGCCAGCUCCAGCACCGCGGUGGGCCCGGGCCCGGUAUGGUCCUUGCCGGGGACGAGCCCAAGAUGCCAGCGGCAUGCGAGGAUGAGGUGGCAGGCUUGCCAGAGCAGGAAUGGGGGAGCAUGGACAGCCAGCAGAAGGAGAUCUCCAGGAUGGCGAUGAAGGGGAAUUACGAUGAGGCUGGCGUCUUCCUUGGACCUGCAGAUGACAGCUCCAAACCCACUCUGCUGCUGCCAGCCGAGGAUAGGGAGGAUCCGGGUGCGAGGACCCAGGGGCUGCCGGAUGAGGGAUCCAUGCUGGGGCACCUCGGCUGCAGUGAGAACAUCGUGAUCAAGACAGAAGAGCAGCAGCCCCAGGAGGAAGGACCACAAGUCCUGGCUCUGCCAGAGGCACCCUCACUGAGGCUGGAAGAGGAGGUUCCCCUGAGCCAGGAGCAGCCGGUGCCCUGGGAGCACCAUGCUGCCAUGGAUGGGCAGAAGGCAGAAGGAACGGGCUUAGGGGACUUCUGCCCAAACGAAACCACCACCCAGCUUGAAUUUAAGCCCGUGGUGGUGCCAGUGGAAGCUCACCCUGCCCCAGGCUUGCCCUUCCCAACAGAGCAUGUGCUUGGUGUGGGGAAUGACCAGCCAUUUGCCCUGUCCCAAGGCAUGCCGCUGGGAGCAGAAACCAGCGCGGAGGUGGCUUCAUCGCAGCUCAGCUCGGGGGAGCAUCGUCCUUGCGCCCGGGGGGAAGAGCCCUGUGCGUUCCCACUGGGCUGGAAGAGCGCCCGGCUGAAGCGCAACCUCCUGGCACGGCAGCAGAGCAAGGCGAGGAAGAGCAAUGGCUCCUUCAUCUGCACAGCCUGCGGGAAGAGCCUGGCCCAUCACGCUGCGCUGCUGCGGCACCAGCGCCUGCACACGGGCGAGCGCCCCUUCCAGUGCCCGGCCUGCGGGAAGAGCUUCAACGAGAAGUCCAACCUCAACAAGCACUACCGCAUCCACACCGGGGAGCGCCCCUACCGCUGCCCUGCAUGCGGCAAGGGCUUCAUCCAGAAGCACCACCUCCAGAAGCACCAGCGCAUCCAUGGGGUACAGCUGCGGGGUGGCUGGGCAGGCCGGGCCCCACGGGCCAGCGCUGCCGGGGAGCGGCUCUACCGCUGCAUCGAGUGUGCCGAGAGCUUCCCCCAGAAAGUCUCUCUGGAGGAGCAUCAGCGCAGGCACACGCAGCAGCGGCCCUUCCAGUGCAGUGGCUGCACCAAGAGUUUUCGGCACCGGCAGUCUCUGAACCACCACCAGAAGAUCCAUGCUGUGGCCAGCUCUCCUGCUGUCAGCUUGCCAAACCACGACCGGGAGCUGGAGACCAGCCCCUGUGCCGCUUUGACCCAGGAUAAUCGGUAGCGUGAGGGGUGCACAAGGGAAGGGGCAGUGUUUUGUUUCUCUGGGCUGCUCCGCAGAGGUGUGGCAGCCCCCGACGAUGGAACACACGAGGUGGCUGGUUUCACACCGCUGUGGGGCUGUCCACAAUACUGUGGGGCUGGUGGUACCACCAUGGGGCUCUGCACUGUGUGGGGCUCCAGGAGGAGGAGGAAGGAGGAAGGCUGAAGUGCUCUGCAGGCAGCAAAACAUGCAGGGGGUGAAGAGACUGGCCUGAAACAGUGGAGGAGGUUCUGGGAUCCGGAGCUGAGCCGGGUUGUGCCGCUGCCCUGUGAUGAGGGAUCUGGCUGAGGAAGAGCCAUGUUGGGCACUAUGAGGUGGUUGAACUCAGGGUUAUUGAACACCACCAGCAUGGCAGGGGUGAGGGGUAGAGGCUGGUCAGCAGCUGGGGAAGAGACACGGAUAAAAGACUGGGCUGA